This is a messenger RNA of Perca flavescens (yellow perch), 1523 nucleotides long. RefSeq lists its product as uncharacterized. Lineage: Eukaryota; Metazoa; Chordata; Actinopteri; Perciformes; Percidae. Gene Ontology annotation, molecular function: DNA-binding transcription factor activity. The transcript is spliced from 5 exons. The record is from RefSeq and is a predicted model, not a curated record. The coding region runs from base 469 to 1368 and encodes 299 amino acids.
UGGUUGACGUCGCUGCCGGCAUCAGACAAAGCGUCCGACAUACUUUUCGGUCACGAAGCAAACAGACAACGUUAACCGGAACGCGACCUGUAUGCUGAACUAAAAAGUAAAAUGUAACGUUAUAAGCGUUUCACACGGAGUAGUUUAGAAAAAGUUUACCGAAGAAACGUCCACCAGCUACUGAGCUCUGUGUGUCUGAGAAUCCUUGUUAAUUCGCGCCACCACAACAACUCUUCUCGCGAGAUUAUAUGUCAUAGGUUUGUUUUUACCCUGCAUUCAGUCUGCAAGGCAAGGUUUUUCCCAGGCUGUGCGUAUUGUGUACAUGGGUGUAUAAUAAGAACGGGUUGUACAAUCAAAUGCUUUAAAGACAUUCAAACUACAGUUUAUAUCGUGGUUGGUGUGAGCGUCUGUCUCUAAUAGGCGGGAAGUGACGCAAAUCUCGCAAAAUCCCGCGAAUUCUAAACACUAAUGGCGACCGGUGGUUGUAAACGAUUCCCCUCGAAUGGGUGUUUUGAUCAGAAUCUUAAAGGUUUCGAGGAGGACACGAUGACAAAGUUCGUCGUUUGGACAAAAGACAAGGCUUUUGGUGUGGACGACCCCAAACCAGGAUCCAAAAAAAUAAUGUGGGAGCUGCAAUACGUUCCCUUUGACGGGAUCCCCUUCAUGGUGGUGGGGAGGAGGGUCUACUCCUGUCACCAAGGGUUAGACAAGCACAAACAUGAUAAACAGACAAGACAACUACAACUGCUUGAUGACCACUCGGACCACUGUUAUAAAAAGAGGCGAAGUAUUCUCAAAGACUCGAAGAAACUGGACUGCCCAGCCAGAAUAUAUGUGGUUCAUCUAAUCAGAUUCCCUGAUUACAAGAUACCCAAUGACAUCCAUAAACAGAGGAAGGAGUGCGCUGGGCGUCUGAGACGUGCCUUAGCAACAAACCCGUCUGAAGUGAAGUUUGAGGAGCAAUAUGUCGCAUGCUUCCCAGGGAUCGAGGAGCACAAGAACCAUCCUGUGGUAAGAGAGGGGCCGGUGGACAGGAGUUCCACUUCUCCCAAAGACGGCAACAAGACAAAGAAAAGGCAGAAGUGUGGGAGCAUGCUGCGCCAAAUCUCCGCUCUCACUCCCCAUCUACAGGAAGAGCCGUUCCUGGACUCGUUGAUUGUUCGACUGAACGACCUUUUGGAGGAUGUGAGGCGUCAUUCCCCUAAAGAUGAGCCCCUUCCCCUGUCUGACACGCCUCCGUCCAAAAAAGUUAGAUACCUCAAAUCGCUCAGCAUGAUCCCCCAAAAAAGAAAAAACUCUGGAAGGUUUGGCCGCCCUGCUAAAGCAACGAAAAGUCAGCUUCAAGCUUUAAAUGCAGAUGUAAUGUAGUUUUUAGCUUGUAGCAUAGGGUUGAAUAUUUUUGAAAACCUCGUGCUGCAAAUAACUCUCGCACACUCUGGGCCCUAUCCUGCACCCGGCGCAGCGCAAAACCCAACGCCAGUGCCUUUGCUAGUUUAAGACCGACGCAGUUGUCAGUUUCCCGU